AUGUGUCUUCCUAUUGGUUGUUUGAAAUGCAUAGUUGAAUUUGAGGCUAUUCUCAUAUUGAUUGCAGGGUUGGGAAGUUUUGGCUUUACGAUAUACUUGUAGAUCGAAUUUAACUUGGCAAAAGAAGAUGAUGAAACAAAUAAAGGGUAGGGAAUUUUGGUUGCUUUUUGGAUAUUCUCUUCCUCAAUGAUUCUGAACGGGAUAAUUGGAAUCUUUGGAGGAAAGAAAAAAAGCGCUUGUCUCCUAUUAAUAUUUAAUUUGGUUAAUAUUGCAUUGUUUCUCGGAUUUGUAGGUCUUACAGUUGCAGGAUAUGUGCGCGCACAUUAAAUUAAUGGAUUAGAUGUUUCUACAUAUUGUUCGAAUAAUCCUCCCUUACAACAAACUUGGGAUUUAGGGCAAAACCUUUUAUGUUCAGCCGAAUGUUAAUGCUAUAUAGAGGACCCAACAAAUCUUCCAACCGCUUAUUUUAAUCACACAACAAAUUCAUCAGCAGCAAAUAGAGUUUAGGAUUGCUCAUCCUUUGAUAACUGGGAUAGUUCUCGGAGAUCUUAAGCUAAAUUAUUUAAAAGUCUUGAAAAAAAAUACGAUUGCUCAGGAUGGUGCACUCCAUUUUCUUUGUAAAUAUUUUACGAUAUCAAUCACAAAUUUGAUGAAAGUAAUAAUCAAUGCUUACUUUCGUCCCAAUAAUAAAUAUACGAUACUCUAAAACUUAUAGGUGAUAUUUCAGCUGGAGCGGUUGUAAUAAUGGGUCUAAUGGUUAUAUUUACUUUUUGUCUAUGCUGUCAUCCAACCAAAAAAGAUUAGGAUUAUUAUUAAAAAUUAGCCUAUUAUGAUUCUUGA
Messenger RNA from Paramecium tetraurelia, 840 nucleotides. RefSeq lists its product as uncharacterized. Gene Ontology annotation, cellular component: membrane. The record is from RefSeq and is a predicted model, not a curated record. The transcript is spliced from 4 exons. Lineage: Eukaryota; Ciliophora; Oligohymenophorea; Peniculida; Parameciidae.